Closterium sp. NIES-65 is the source of this 918-nucleotide messenger RNA. Lineage: Eukaryota; Viridiplantae; Streptophyta; Zygnematophyceae; Desmidiales; Closteriaceae. The record is from the annotation of a GenBank genome assembly.
AUGAAAUCCGUGCGGAAAAUAUGGGCCACGUCACCCGAUCUCAGCAGCUUCGCCCACAUGAACGACUGGUACGACCACCAGGGCGAAGUUUCCAAGCAGCCGCCCAGGGUGGGCGUCCAAUGGGACAUGUCCCUGGCAGAGCACAGCCUGCCAGACGGAUUCUGCCACGUGGCAAACAGCAACGCGCGCCGCUACGUCGUGAGCAGGAAGGCCGACGCCAUCUGGGCGCCUCUGGAGAUUGCCGAUGGGGAAGGCGGCAUCAAGCUGCCACUCCUGGUGGAAUUUUUCUUCUCCCACACCCCCACAGCUCGUCUCGGCAGCAUGGUGGGGUUCGAACAAGACGGGGCGUUUCGCACCUCCGUGGUGGUCGAGGAGUCACUAGACACCAACGAACGCCGCCCCUCCGACUGGGUCUGGCCUGCGUGGGGCCUGGGCGGCGUCCCGUCCCAUCUGCCCGACCACCUGCCAUCCAUUCCGGCACUAGAUGACAAGACAAUGAUGGGAACGCGCACCGUUCUGACUCGCAACCUGAUGGUUCAGGAGCGAGUGAACGUGUCCUGGGCAGAAGAAUGGGGCCCUAACAGCACUGCCGCUGCUGCAGCUGUUGCAGCAGCUGCAUCUGGUGACACGGCUUCAGCGGGAAAAGCCUUUGCAGCAGAAGGAACAGGAGCAGCGGCAGCAGCUGGCUUUAUGGGGCGAGUUCCGGAGGGAGACGAAGAUCGUUAUGCCGUGUUUGCCCUGCCGCACGGGGUGGUGGUGUGCGCCCCACGCUCGCUACAGCUGGUGGCUGGCAGGCCAGUCGUGUUUUCGGUGUCGUGGGUGGUGGGGGAGGGCGAGGUGAAGCGCAUCACUUCCUCUUGGGGAGCGAAUGGGAGCUUCGAGAAAGUGGAGGGGGAACUGUACAGGAGAGAAUGGUGA